Lucilia sericata (common green bottle fly) is the source of this 350-nucleotide messenger RNA. Its product is annotated as glycine-rich selenoprotein-like. NCBI's taxonomy places the organism in Eukaryota, Metazoa, Arthropoda, Insecta, Diptera, Calliphoridae. The record is from RefSeq and is a predicted model, not a curated record. Bases 80 to 244 code for a protein of 54 amino acids. The transcript is spliced from 2 exons.
ACGCAUUUAAAAUCUUGAUAUAAAUAAUAGUCUCAACACUUCAAACCCACAUCAUUGUCUCAUCAUCGCUUUCAAUAAGAUGAAAUUCUACGCUUUCUUUAUAUUUUUGGUAUUGGCUUUGUUAGCAAGUGCUAUGGGCAAUCCUAAUCCCGAGCCACAGCCAGGUGGUGGAGGAGGAGGUGGCGGUGGAGGCGGUGAUUAUGGAGGUGGUGGCGGCGGAGGAGGCGGUGGUGGUGGAAGAUAAAUGGCGUAUUCCACCACAUGCAGGAAUAUAUAUUUUUUUAAUUCAUUAAUUUAGGUGUUAAUUAUUGUAAAAUAAUUAAAAUAAAAAUUAUUGUUAUUUAAAAAAA